Trichomonas vaginalis G3 is the source of this 672-nucleotide messenger RNA. RefSeq lists its product as uncharacterized. The transcript has a single exon. The coding region runs from base 1 to 672 and encodes 223 amino acids. Lineage: Eukaryota; Parabasalia; Trichomonadida; Trichomonadidae. The record is from RefSeq and is a predicted model, not a curated record.
AUGAAAGAGAGAGCAAUCAGUUUGAAUGAAAAAGCCAAUUUCAAGGUUCUAAUCUACGAAAAUGUUUUUUACAAAGGCUCUGGUACAAUGUUCUUCCAUGAUGUAUAUGACAGCAUUGUUGUUGUUGAUAAAUUCUGUUCACUCGAAAAUUAUAAUCUCACUGAAGGCCAAUUUGUAGAUUUUCAUUCAAGUAUAAACGCUACAAUCACCCGAGGAUCAAUUUUAAAUGGAGGGAGUACAGCUACUUCAACUGCUAUGAUUGUUCAAAAUUAUGGCGAUUCAGUCCUGUCGUACACAAACAUAACGCAUUGUUACUUGAAACAAGAUGCUGCUUUUGUUUAUGGAAACGUUCAGAGCUCAGCCAAUAUUUCGUACUGUCAAAUUGAAAAAAUAGACUCAGACGAUAGGUUAUCAACGAUAGAUAAUUGUUUAGGAUAUAUUGAAAGAAGCCAUUAUUUAAAUAACACUCAAAAUGCAUCAGAUAAAGGAAUAAUUACUGUGAAUAUACAAACGCUUGAAAUCUAUGAUUCUCUUUUCUUGAACAACCAACAGAAUGAGAUAGGUUAUUUAUUUGAUGCAGAUGAUUACGGAAGUAUUACUAUUUGCCGAUGUUUUAUUCAACAAGAUAUAAAUUAUUGGAAUGAUAGUAGUAUAUGUGGACGGGUUGUGUGA